Molecule: messenger RNA, 1776 nt
Organism: Plasmodium falciparum 3D7
Lineage: Eukaryota; Apicomplexa; Aconoidasida; Haemosporida; Plasmodiidae
Gene: NDC80
Product: kinetochore protein NDC80
Biological process (GO): attachment of mitotic spindle microtubules to kinetochore
Cellular component (GO): nucleus; kinetochore; Ndc80 complex
Source: RefSeq, a predicted model, not a curated record
AUGAAUAAUCAUUCAGUGUAUAAUAAAUUCAAUCUUACCCAUUCAGUGUUCAAUAAUAAUACAAAUUUGAAUAAUAGUAUUUAUGUUUCUGGAGAUAAGAAAAAUAAAUCGCGUACAUCCUUGAACAACUUAUCUUUUUAUAAACCUAAUGCAUCUGUAUAUGUAAAAAAGGUGGACAAAAGUGAUAAAAAAGAUAAUGUAAAAAUAUUAAUUCGAUAUUUAGGAUGGAAAAAUUAUAGUGGCUGUAUAACACCGAAUUUAUUUAAGAAUCCAAGUAUGACCGAUUUAAUAAAUAUAUGGAACUUUAUAUUUAAACAUGUGGACCCUUUAAUAGAAGUAAAUAAAGAUAAUUAUGGAGAAGUUGUAUUAAGUUUUUAUAAAGACAUAGGAUAUCCAUAUACUAUAUCUAAAUCAACAUUAGUAGCGCCAACAACAGGUUUACAAUAUAAUACACAUUUAUCAGCUCUUGCUUGGUUAUGUCAAUUAUUAAUUUUUGAAGUAGAAUGUUUUAAUGAUAUAAAUGAAGAAAAGGAUUUAAGUUUAUCUUAUGAUUUUAAUGAAUUGAACGAAAUAAAAAUGGAUGAUUUUAUUUUACAUAGUUACCAAUCCUAUAUUAAUAAAGAAGAAAAAAAUUUAAAUGAUAUGUUAAGAACUAAUUUAGAAAAAGAAAUCGACAGAUUAGAUAAUGAUAUUAAUAAUAAAAUUGAAGAUAUUAAUGAGAAGAAAAAAAAAGUUGAAGAAAUAAAAAACCAUAUGAAAGAAAAUGAAGAAUUAAUUAAAAGAAAUAAAGUUCUUUGUGAGGAAAAUAAAAAAAUUAAACAAUUAUAUACAAAUAGUUUAGAUGAAACAGAGAAAUUAGAAAAAGAUAUUGAGAUAUGUAAAAUAUCUAAUCAAGAUGAAAAAAAUAAAACGGAAAACAUCUUAGACGAAAUUAAAAAAGUAAAAGAUAUCUUACAAAAACAAACAUUAAACAAAGCACAAUUUGUCCAAAUGAAUGAAAAUAUUGAUAAAAAUAAAGAAAAAAUUGAACAUAUUAAAAAUGAAAUCCAAGCUCUAAAUAAUGAAUAUCCUAAUUUAAGUGAAAAGUUAAAUAAUCGAAAUAGUGAUUUAAAAAAAAUAGCAAGAAAUAUAAAUGAAAAAUUUAUAGAAAUUGUUGAAAAUAUUAAUUUAUAUAAAAAUAUAUCGACAUCUCAAUGGAACGAAAUACAUCCAAUCAAUAUAAAUAUAGAUUCUACUACCGUCGAUAAUAUGUUAAAUGUAAACUGGAAAGAUUUCAAAAGUAAUGUUAAACAGUUUAUUGAUAAAGAUGAACAAGAACUUAAAAAUUCAUUAAAUCUAAUCGAAGAAAAUGAAAAACAAAUUAAAGUCACAGAGAAAGAUAUCCAAGAUUUAAAACAAGAAAUUAUGGAUAAGGAAAACUUGGUCAAACAGAUGAAUGAGGAUACAAAUAAUUUUCUCAACGAAUCUACUAAAACGUUUAAUCAAAUAGUAGCAGAAAAUGAGAAAAUGUUGGAAGAGGCUGAAGAGAAAUUGAGUGAGACCAAUGAGAUGUUCAGUGAGGUUAGGACAUCGAGAGAACAGAAGGAAAAUGAACUUGAGAAAAUAAAAGAGGAAAAUGAGAAAAAAUUUAAGGAAAAGUUGUCAGUUCUUCAAAAGGCUUGCGCUAUGCUUAUAGAGUUAAAAAGAUACAGCAAGUCUUAUAUAUCCAUUGUGGUCGAAGAGAAGAAAAAGGAAUUGGAUCUAUACAAAGACCUUCAAAAAAGUGUUGUUGAUUAA